AUGGAAAAAAUAGCGAUUCCUACACAGUUGGAGCUUCCAUGGGUGGAGAAGUACCGUCCCCAGGUGCUCAAGGACAUCGUCGGAAACGAAGAGACUAUCGAGGCUCUGGAACGAAUUGCCGAAGAAGGAAACAUGCCUCAUUUGAUUAUUUCGGGGCUCCCUGGUAUUGGAAAAACAACUUCCGUUUUAUGUCUUGCAAGACAGCUACUUGGAGAUAGCUACAACGAUGCCGUUCUAGAACUCAACGCCAGUGAUGAUCGUGGAAUCGAUGUGGUGCGGAAUAAAAUCAAGUCAUUCGCCCAGAAAAAGGUGAACCUUGGUCCCGGAAGGACGAAGAUUAUCAUUCUAGAUGAAGCCGAUUCAAUGACGCCGGGUGCGCAACAGGCAUUAAGGCGUACUAUGGAGAUUUUUUCAAAUACUACGCGAUUUGCGUUUGCCUGUAAUCAGAGCAACAAGAUCAUUGAACCCUUGCAAUCAAGAUGUGCAAUUUUGCGCUAUAACAAGCUCUAUGAUGAGCAGGUGCUCAAAAGACUGCUUGAGAUCAUUGCGUUGGAGAAGAUCGAAUACACGAAUGAUGGACUAGAAGCGUUGAUUUUCACUGCCGAGGGUGACAUGCGUCAAGCCAUCAACAACUUACAAUCUACGGUGGCUGGUUUUACGUUGGUUAAUGCAGAGAACGUGUUCAAGAUUGUGGAUUCGCCCCACCCCCUAGUAGUGAAAAAAAUGCUUGCCAAAGCAGUGGCAGGCGACAUCGAGGGAUCUCUCGAUCUUCUUGACGGACUUUGGAAGAAGGGUUACAGUGCUGUCGAUAUAGUGUCCACAAGUUUCCGUGUUCUAAAAACCAUGGACGAAAUUGCAGAGCCGAAGAGACUGGAAGUGAUGAAAGUGGUGGGAUUCACGCAUAUGCGUGUUCUUGAGGGAGUGGGCUCGUAUCUCCAGUUGGGGUCGAUGUUAUCCAAGGUGUGCAAAUUUGCUUGA
Messenger RNA from Kuraishia capsulata CBS 1993, 978 nucleotides. RefSeq lists its product as uncharacterized. Gene Ontology annotation, cellular component: nucleus; DNA replication factor C complex; Rad17 RFC-like complex. The transcript is spliced from 2 exons. Lineage: Eukaryota; Fungi; Ascomycota; Pichiomycetes; Pichiales; Pichiaceae. The record is from RefSeq and is a predicted model, not a curated record. The coding region runs from base 1 to 978 and encodes 325 amino acids. Gene Ontology annotation, molecular function: ATP binding; DNA binding; ATP hydrolysis activity. Gene Ontology annotation, biological process: DNA-templated DNA replication; DNA repair.